Messenger RNA from Podospora bellae-mahoneyi, 1230 nucleotides. RefSeq lists its product as uncharacterized. Gene Ontology annotation, molecular function: FAD binding. The record is from RefSeq and is a predicted model, not a curated record. Bases 1 to 1230 code for a protein of 409 amino acids. The transcript has 5 exons. Lineage: Eukaryota; Fungi; Ascomycota; Sordariomycetes; Sordariales; Podosporaceae.
AUGACAUACAUACCAAUUCUCAUCUCACUGGUGCUGGCCAGCGCCUCCCUCCAUGCGAAAUCACAGAUCCCCGCCGCGAUCAGCUGCGCAAGUAAAUAUGGCAUUCCUGUCCAAGCCAAGUCGGGAGGGCAUUCCUACGCAUCAUAUAGCACCGGCGGCCACAACGGGAUCUUGAUGAUCGAUCUCGAGAACUUUAACUCCGUCUCGCUAGAUAACAGAACUGGGAUAGCUGCUGUUGGGGGAGGUGUGAGGUUGGGGAACCUGGCGCAGGGUAUAUGGGACCAAGGACGUCGAGCCUUGGGGCACGGCACUUGUCCUGGUGUAGGAAUUGGUGGACACUUCACACAUGGCGGGUACGGGUAUUCAUCGCGCGCGUUUGGUCUGGCGUUGGAGCAGAUUAUCGGGCUGGAUCUAGUGUUGGCGAAUGGGAGUUUUGUCAAGAUUGAUAAUGAGACGUUGGGUGAUGUUUACUAUGCACUCCGAGGAGCAGCAGACUCGUUUGGGAUUGUCACCACAUUCUACCUUCAAACUUCAACGGCUCCCGAAGUCGAUAUCAAAUUUUCGUAUUCCUUCCCCCAAGCUCUUGACUCAAUCGAAAACGCGACGGCUGUCUUUAUGGGGGUGCAGAAAUUCUCGUUGUACUCGCCGGUUGUCGGUCGUAACCUAGGCCUCGGAGUCACACUAGGCGGCAAUGCAACCUCGUACACUGUGCACGGAACUUGGUUCGGCUCGAGUUCCGUUGAACUAACCGACCGGAUCACAUCUCUGGCCAUGCUUGGCGGGGAAGGGAACUUGACGGUGCCCUUGCAUGGGUUUUUGCAGCAGGACAACUUCUAUGCCAAGUCUGUUUCGACAAAUGUCUCGUUUGCGGAGGAGCCGAUACGAAAGUUUUCCGAGUAUGCGUACAGUGCCGGACGGGGCCUAAAUGCGCCAAUCUCGUGGUUUAGCAUCAUCAGUCUGUAUGGUAGUCCCGACAGUCAGAUUGGCGCUGAGGGAAAGAAUGGGAGCUGGGCGGCUUAUUCGGGGUUUGACGAUCUGUGGGUGGUGCAGAAUUGUGAGAACCGGUCGUAUAACGCCUAUCUCAACUACAUUGACCCUGAACUAGAUAGGGACGAGGCGUGGCAUCUCUACUAUGGGAAACCACUGUUUGAAAAGACUGAAUUCGGUGAAAAGAGACCUCGAUCCUGGAGAUGUCUUCUGGAAUCCGCAGAGCAUCCCUGUCUGGAAUGA